AAAGCUUAAGCAAAUACAGUGCGAUAGGGCAAUACAGAGGCAUGAACUUUAAAGGCUAAGGAAAUGGAUUCUGCUGCUUCCUUUCUACAGCUCUGAAGUGGUGUUGGGGAGGUCUGCUCUAGGGUCCGGUUUGGGGUUGUGCUAGUCUGGUGUGUGCCAGCCUGUUUUCUGUCCAGCAGAGUGGUGAUUUAAACGCAGUCCUAAACUGUAUUUCAGGGUUGUCCGUGGGUUUGGUCAGUGUGGGGAAUAAGGAGGCGGGGGAAGGUUACAGAUUCCGGUGACCCCUUUGGAAUUACUCGUCACGCCUCCCAUCCCCAAGCUGCAGGUGUGUCGGAGGUUGACACAUUUAACAAAAUCGCAGGAAGCUGCCCACGUCUGUGGCAAAAAGUGCUGCUGGAGGUUUAGGAAGUCUGAUUCGGAGGACCUGUGAAUUUCUGCCUCAGCUCUGUAUUGGAGUCUGCUGUGCAAGACACGUGUACACCCAUCGUUGCCAACUGAAUCUUCAUAUCAUCGUCUGUGUGUUCUAUGUGGUCCCAGACAGUGGAACUCAGAGGAAAUAUUAGCAGAGAGGCUACAAGUAAUCCAUGGAUAACCUGUGAAGUUCCCUGAAGUUUUUCUGUAUGGGACUGACAUUAAUUUUGAGGAUUGGAAUGAGCACAGUAGAUAGAGCAAUGUGUGUUUCAGCUAAGAGGGUUUAACCUUCUUUGUCAAUGGAAAAUGCUCAUGCAGAUGCACUAAGAGGAUAUUUGAGCUUGGAAGAGUUGUGAGGCACUCCAGGAUUUGUUUUUUGCCAGCAAGCAAGCAUCACAGCUUUAAAGGAAUCUUCAGAGCUGGAACUUCCUUUUGCUUCAAGUGAACUGGAAGUAUUUUGCUAAAAUAUUUUUGGACUCCUGAAGUGUUUGUCAAUGUUUCCAAGCUGUUGUUUGAAAGGAGUUUGGAGUUUCCGGAAGAACCUUUGGAAACUUACGGUUUUACUCUCAGUCAGCAGUUCUGUGAGCAUGGAUAAAGAGAGGCUGUAAUUCCACUGAACAGCCAGAUGUUUUGUGUCUGUGCUGAAGUGGGGAGACAGUGUGGCUUUAGGGGUUGAACGGUCUGCUGUUCUUGUCACGGGGCUGUUUGGAGAUCUUCAACAGAUCUGAUCUGCUUUCUCUCUUCUCCCUUCUGUUCCCUCCUGCCAUCCCUGUGCUGAUGGUGAUUACCUCCUUCUGAGUAAAAUGGGAUUAUUGAGAGCAGAGCAUAAUUUCUUGCUUUCUAAAAGGAACUGCCCUCGUCAGCAGAGUGAACACUGAUGCCUGGAGUAGCAGAUUGUGUAUAAGCGGACAUCUCUGUCUUUAUCUGCAGCUGCUGCAGGAAGUCGGCUGCAUGUCUCUGGUACAGCUGCAAGAAUGACUUGACUGAUUUGCAUUCAUGGUCUUGGAUGAUCUGGUGAACCAUGGAGCUCAAAGUAUGGGUGGAUGGAGUGCAGAGAAUCGUGUGUGGGGUCACCGAAGUCACAACAUGCCAGGAAGUUGUAAUAGCCCUUGCUCAGGCUAUUGGGCGCACCGGGCGCUACACGCUGAUCGAGAAGUGGCGGGACACGGAGCGGCACCUGGCGCCGCACGAGAAUCCCAUCGUGUCCCUCAACAAGUGGGGACAGUACGCCAGCGACGUGCAGCUGAUCCUGCGGCGCACCGGGCCCUCCCUGAGCGAGCGGCCCACGUCGGACAGCGUGGCACGGAUCCCCGAGAGGACUCUGUACCGGCAGAGCUUGCCGCCCCUGGCCAAGCUGAGGCAGCCUGGGGACAAGGCCAUGAAGAGGAGGGAGCCGAAAAGGAAAUCCCUCACCUUCACCGGUGGCGCCAAGGGGCUAAUGGACAUCUUCGGGAAGAGCAAGGAAUCAGAGUUCAAGCAAAAGGUGCUCAACAACUGUAAAACAACAGCGGAUGAGUUGAAGAAACUGAUCCACCUCCAGACGGAGAAGCUUCAGUGCAUCGAGAAGCAGCUGGAGUCCAAUGAAGCAGAGAUCCGCUACUGGGAGCAAAAGUAUAAUGCCAGCCUGGAAGAAGAAAUCCUCAAACUGGAGCAGAAGAUUAAACGGAAUGAAGUGGAGAUUGAGGAGGAAGAGUUCUGGGAAAAUGAGCUGCAGAUUGAACAAGAGAAUGAAAAGCAGCUGAUGGAGCAGCUGCAGGAGAUGAGGCAGAGGAUCCUGGAGUGUGAGAGUAAGCUUAAGGACUAUGUGUCUCAGAUCCACAAUAUGGAGAGUGGCCUUGAAGCAGAGAAGCUGCAGCGAGAAGUUCAGGAGUCCCAGGUGAAUGAAGAGGAGGUCAAGGAAAAGAUCGAGAAGGUGAAGGGAGAAAUUGAUGUUCAAGGCCAGCAGAGUCUGAGAUUGGAAAAUGGCAUUAAAGCAGUAGAAAGGUCUUUGGGCCAAGCUACCAAGCGAUUACAGGACAGGGAACAAGAACUGGAGCAACUGACCAAGGAGCUGCGCCAGGUGAACCUGCAGCAGUUCAUCCAGCAAACAGGAACCAAGGUGACGGUGCUGCCGGCAGACCCCGUGGAGGUGGAGGCCCCACAUGUGGAGCUUGAGAGAGAGCCAGCCUUUCAGUCUGGGUCACUGAAGCGCCCUGGCUCAUCGAGGCAACUCCCCAGUAACCUUCGGAUCCUACAGAACCCCUUGUCAUCUGGUUUUAACCCAGAGGGCAUUUAUGUAUGACAGUAUGUACCUCUUCUAGAGAGGACCUAGCAAGGUACUCUGGACAAGAUACACUUUAUUUUAUUCAGCCAAUGAUAAAUGGAAGAAGUUUGUCUUGUUUUGGUUUUUUGUUACUCCACCGUAUUAUUUUUUAUUCUUCCUCCAACACUACUUGGAGCCAUAUGCUGUGCACUGAUGCUAAAGAGACAGGAACUGUCUCAAUUCAUGACUGGCAAGGAUGACCUUGCUGUCAACACAGCUUGAGUGCAAAAACUUUCAUUGUUUUUGCCACUUCAGAAGUAUUUGGGAAAGUAUUGUUCCUUGUAUAGUCAUAAAUGGAAGACUGAGGGUAAAGGAAACUGUGUAUGCAACUUACCUGAGGUUUAAUUUAUUCCCUUUAAUCAAUGCACCUGUGAAUGUUGAUCUUUUAUAUUUUUAUUUUUAACUUGUGAAUUAUUAUGUAUGACUGUGUGUCAGUCUGAUGAGGUGACUUUAAUUUGUGUGUACCAACAUCCCCCAUCUGAUGAAGUAGAGCAACCUGCAAUGCAGAGUUCUGAGGGGUGCUGAACCAUUGCAGUGGUUUCUCACCACUAAGUGUUCAUUUCUGUUAUGGGUCAUCAUAUGUCAUGUUCCAUCCAUUGCUACCUUUUAUGGCUUGAAAAGUGAGCUUGUGGGAUUUACUUGCUGUUGUGUCUUGCCUUGAAUGAAGCACCUAGUGUUCAAAAGAUUUAUGGAUUUUAAAUCUUGGCUUGGUAAAAAUAUUUCCAGCAUAUGAUUGAGGAUGCACUAGUUAGAUGAUAUUUUAUUAUAUAGAAUGUAUAUUUGAAAUAUUUUGCCACAUUGUAUAUGCCUUUUGAGAAAAGAACAAUAUAAGAAGUUGUCUUCAUAUAUCUUACCAAAAGAGAGUAGGAGGCUUUCACUGUGUGUGAUUUUGUACUUAAUUUUUUCCACUAGCCAUUACAGUGUUCUUGUUUCGUUACAUAUCUUGCUGUUGAAGGGGAAGAAAGACACAACACAAAUGAGUAUCCACUUCCAACCUUCCAGAAUCCUCUCAAGUUUUGUGAAGGGAAUAAACGUGGCAGAGUCCCAAGAAGUCAAUAGCAGAGUUCUUAUUGACAGGAGUGAAGCCAGGAUUUCAUUCAGCUCCCUGGUGGAGACAUUUGGUCCCUUUGAAAGACAGUCACUUAGAGAAGCAGUAGGUAAUAUAUAGCUUCCAAGCAGAAAAUUCACACAUUUGGUGGUCAUUUUUCUGCAAAACAUAUGAAAAAAGAACAUUAUCACAUCUUAAUGUUGCACUAAUGCAAUCAAAGCUAAUUAAAAAUUAGACAACAAGGGUUUUCUGCACAAAGUAGCUGCUCCCAAAUAGCUCAUUGGUUGCAGGCCUUGAAGUGAGAUUGCUGCAGGGUUUGUGGAGAAAGGGACUGGCAUCAGUGGGACAUACUGUAAAUCUUGGGGGCUGGCCUCAUGGAUGAGUUAGGGAAGGGAUGGGCCUUCCCUGGUUCGGAUUUCUGGUUCUAACAGCAACUGACAGCAUCAUCCGCUUGGAGAUCCCCUGGGCACAAGGCGGGGACACUGUGCCCUCACUGCAAUGCUGAAGACUUGGACUCCUGAUGCCCUCCUUGGCAGGGUCAGGAUUUUACCACUGCUAGGAAACUCCAAGCUUUUAGCCAUAGAAAAAUACUUAACUCCCAGCAGCCUCUUGUAUUGAUUCACUGAUGUGCAGAUAAAUUUUAAGUCUCCUUUUCUAAAAAAGGAGCUUUCUGACAAAUUGAAGUUUUAAAAGAUAUAGCAGAAAAUGAAGGAUUCUUGAGUGUUUAAUGCAUUUUUUUCCCUUUCCACUUAUUAAUGGCAUCAUAUAUUCUAAAAAUACUGCUGUAACAGAUAAGGCUGUAAAUAUAUAAACAACCUUUCCAAA
Molecule: messenger RNA, 4586 nt
Organism: Passer domesticus (house sparrow)
Lineage: Eukaryota; Metazoa; Chordata; Aves; Passeriformes; Passeridae
Gene: RASSF8
Product: Ras association domain family member 8
Exons: 8
Coding region: 1433-2692 (419 amino acids)
Biological process (GO): signal transduction
Source: RefSeq, a predicted model, not a curated record